AUGACGGACGAUUUUGCAGGUACGGGCAAUGGGAUGCAUCCGGCAGCAACGACGCCUCCCUCUGCCAUGUACCGGAUACCACCGCCGACAGCGGGGGGUAUCAAUGAGCCUCAGGAAUGCCCGUACUGCCGUCGCACCUUCUCCUGCUACUACUCCCUGAAGCGACACUUUCAAGACAAACAUGAGCAGACGGACACGCUAUUCGUCUGCGAGUUCUGCAAUCGUCGAUAUCGCACGAAGAAUUCACUUACGACGCACAAGAGUCUUCAGCAUCGCGGCUCGAGCGGCAUGCUGAAGAGGCUCCUCAAGACAUCGGCCAUGAAGAACGUUUUAGGUAGCAUGCAACAGGCUCAACAAUUGCAGCAACAGCCACAAUGA
Molecule: messenger RNA, 378 nt
Organism: Polistes canadensis
Lineage: Eukaryota; Metazoa; Arthropoda; Insecta; Hymenoptera; Vespidae
Product: broad-complex core protein isoforms 1/2/3/4/5-like
Exons: 1
Coding region: 1-378 (125 amino acids)
Source: RefSeq, a predicted model, not a curated record